CUCCAUUUCUCUCUCUACUGCUACACUGCAAAUUGCGAAGAAGAAUAGAGAGAGCAGAACGACCAAACCAGAUCUAAACUGCAAACUCGCCGAUCUUACAGAGGAGGAGAAGCAGAAGAAGAUAAGCACAGCGACAGCGAUAGCGCAAAGCUUCUUCGAUGGCGGCAGCGGUGUCAGCAGGACCGGAUCACCUCUUCAACAUGAGGAACUACUACUACCUGGGAGCCUACCAGGCCGCGAUCAACUGCAGCGACUCCCUCUCCGGCCUCUCCCCCGACGAGUCCCUCGAGAAGGACUGCCUCGUCUUCCGCUCUUAUAUAGCCCUUGGCAGCUACGCGCUCGUGAUCAAUGAGAUCGAUGACUCCGCUCCCACGCCUCUCCAAGGUGUGAAGCUGCUCGCGCUGUAUCUUUCCUCCCCCGAUAACAAGGAGUCCGUGAUCUCAAGUUUAAAAGAGUGGUUGGCAGAUCCAGCGAUUGGAAACAAUCCUAUUUUGAGGUUGAUUGCGGGGACUAUAUUCAUGCAUGAACAAGACUACAACGAAGCUCUCAAGCACACAAAUGCUGGUGGAACCAUGGAACUGCAUGCGUUGAAUGGCCAAAUCUUCCUUAAGAUGUACAGGUCUGAUUAUGCAGAGAAGCAACUGAGGAUCAUGCAACAGGUUGAUGAAGAUCAUACACUUACUCAACUUGCAAAUGCUUGGUUAGACCUGGCAGUGGGUGGUUCCAAGAUUCAGGAAGCAUAUCUUAUCUUCCAAGACUUUUCUGAGAAGUACCAGAUGACGGGGUUGAUAUUAAAUGGUAAAGCUGUUUGCUCCAUGCACAUGGGGAACUUUGAUGAAGCAGAAACAUUGUUGCUUGAAGCUUUGAAUAAGGAUACCAAGGAUCCAGAAACUCUGGCCAACCUUGUCGUAUGCAGUCUUCAUCUUGGCAAAUCACCUUCCCGUUAUCUCAGCCAAUUGAAACUCUCACAUCCUGACCACCUGCUCGUUAAACGCGUUACUUCUUCGGAGGAGAGCUUCGACAGAGCCGUACAAUCGGUUGCUUAAGGAAUCCCUAUUUUGGCUACCAGUAAGAAUUUAAUGUUUGGUUCAAAGUGGUUAUGCCCACUCUUCCGAGGAGCGGUCAUUUAAACAGAAGAAGACGACUCCAUUUGUUUGUGUAAUUUUACCAAUGAAGAGAUGAAUAGAGAUGAACCGAAUUGCAACUGAACCGAUGUUCUACCGUUUAGUUCUUUCAAUAUUCUUACUUAUUAGAAGUCACGUCUUAUUUUUUUAAA
Punica granatum (pomegranate) is the source of this 1276-nucleotide messenger RNA. Lineage: Eukaryota; Viridiplantae; Streptophyta; Magnoliopsida; Myrtales; Lythraceae. The record is from RefSeq and is a predicted model, not a curated record.